AUAUCUGGACUUGAAAUUAUAUAAAAGUAGUUCCUAAUUUAAAUGUACGUGCGCGUAAUAAAAGAAAAUGUAAUGCAACAUGAUUUUUGCUUAACGUUCUUUGAUUUUAUCUUUCAGUUUCAAUAUUGUAGCAAUUUUUUCAAAUCAAGGUUAAUUUCAUGAAAAAAAAUUAACUUAUUGAAACGUGGAUGUAUUCUUUAUAUAAACAGGAAAUGGUGUGAUUCGGUUACAUGAGGCUGUGUAUGGAAUUGUAAAAUGUAGCAAACGAUAUACAGUGUAUAUGUUACGAACUGUAUGCAUAUUUCAUCGGUUAUUUUCUGAGUUAUGAAUGCAGAUACCUAAAUUCGAAGUUGCAGGAGAAUGUCUUUCCCAGAAUACAGUGACAUAAGCAAGGACUCGCUGCAUUUUCUGUAGUCAAUUUUAGCGCAUUAUCUGAGACAGCUACAACAACAGAGUACGAAAUGGCCAGCAAUAAUUAUAGUGCACUGAGUCGUGCACAAUUAAGUUUUGAAUACUUACACACAAACUCAACAACUCAUGAAUUUCUGUUUGGUGCAGUUGCGGAAUUGGUGGAUAAUGCAAGAGAUGCUAAUGCGACAAGAAUGGACAUAUUUUCAGAACCCGAUGAAAGCUUGCGAGGGGGAUAUAUGCUGUUUUUUGUGGAUGAUGGAGAAGGAAUGGACCCAAAUGAGACCGCAGAUAUCAUCACAUUUGGAAGAUCCACAAAGAGGUCUUUAGAAGAGUCACAUAUUGGCAUGUAUGGAAAUGGAUUGAAAUCAGGUUCCAUGAGGAUUGGUAACGACCUUAUUCUUUUCACCAAAAAGGGAGCAACAAUGACUUGUCUCUUCUUGUCCAGAUCAUUUCAUGAAGAGGAACACAUUGAUGAAGUUAUUGUGCCAAUUCCAUCAUUUGAAACAAAUACAAGGACCACACUGGUAACAGGUGCUAGAGCAAAAGAAAAGCACAAGUUAGAAAUGGAAAUCAUUCUGAAAUAUUCUCCCUUUAAGACAGAGGAUGAAUUUUUUGCCCAGUUUGAUAAAAUUGAGGGCAACACAGGGACUGUUGUUAUUGUAUAUAAUAUGAAACUGUUGGACAGUGGAGAUCCAGAAUUGGAUGUCCUGUCAGAUCCCACCGACAUUCUCCUGGCCAAUCCAGAAUCUGACUUCGACUCAGACGAAGGUUUAAUGCCAGAAAGGAAAUCAUUCCGAGCAUACACAGCAAUACUAUAUGUGGAUCCUAGAAUGAAAAUUUACCUACAGGGCAAAAAAGUCCGGACGAAAAAACUAGCGUGUUGUUUAUAUAAACCAAGACUUUUUAAGUAUUCAUCUAAUCGAUUCAAAGCUCGAUCAGAGAGUGAAUUCCAAAAAGCAAAAGAAGAGGCCAAACAAGCGGAGUCCAAAUCAAGAGAGGCAGAGAGCAAAGCCAAACAUCUUGAAAACAAAUAUGGUGAUUCAGUAACCAAAGCACAGAGGACAGAGUUAAGAAAGGCACAGGAACAUGCAGCAGAAAUGAAAAGAGAUGCACUUCUCAAAAAGCAGGUAGCAGAAAGAAAAAACAAGGCUCUCAAGGACCCAAAACUUUUGAACUUUAUUUUUGGGAUCAACUUGGAAGACCGAGCUCAUGAUGGGGUGUUUGUAUACAACUGCAGUCGACUCAUUAAGAUGUACGAGAAGGUUGGACCUCAGAUGGAAGGGGGAGUAUUCUGUAGUGGGGUGGUAGGAGUGGUGGAUAUCCCAUACCUGGUACUGGAGCCCACACACAAUAAGCAGGACUUUGCAGAUGCCAAAGAAUACCGACACCUUCUAAAGGCCAUGGGGGAGCACAUGGUUCAGUACUGGAAGGACAUAGGCGUGGCACAACAAGGUGUUACAAAGUUUUGGGAAAACUUUGGGUAUAUAUCUCAAAAGUGGAAAGAUCCACCAUCACAAGACAUGAAGUUUAUCAGGAAAAGAUCCAUGCAGAUUAAUGUUACAUUACAGUGUGAUAAUUGCCUUCGAUGGCGUACGUUACCAUUUUCCUCAAAUAAUAUCGGCAAAGAUUUCCCCGAUGACUGGGUGUGUGCAAUGAAUUCAGAUGUUCAACAUAAUAAAUGCUCAGCAAUAGAACAAAAGAUGAAUAUAACAGAAGGUAUCCUAAAGAAAGAAGUCAAAUCCAAGGAACAGAAAACAAAAGACAUAGAAGAGGAAAUUAAGAAAAAGCAAGAACUACUAGAAAAAAUGAAUAAAACAAAGACAGUGACUUCAUCCCGGCAAGCAGCAGAAAUGGCGAGAAGAAAGCGAGAGGAAGAGGAGAGAAAAGAAAGGGAGGAAGAAGAGAGAAGGCAGAAGGAGGCAGAGAAGAGGAAACGAGAGGAGAAGAGGAGGAGAGAAGAAGCAGAGAGAGAAAAAACAAGGAAAGAGAGGGAGAAAACUGAAAGGCUGGAGAGAGCUAGGAAAGAGAGAGAAAAGGCUGAACGGGAAAGGAAAGCUAGGGAGGCAGCUGUUGCUGCCAAAAAGAGAGCAAUGUCUCCACCAGCUGCCAAAACAAAAGUCACAGUAAACAAUUCAUCAAAAUCAAAAGCCAUCCGAUCCCCAACAGUGUCACAGUCAUCCAUGAAGAAUCCACGAGUCACGCUCACCAACAUCAGACCUGCACAGAAUUCUGACGAGAUAGAAGAAAUUGUGAAUUCACUGGGGAAGAGGAAGUCUCAUGUCUCUAGUGAUUCUGAGGAACCUGCCAGUCCUGCCAAAAGAUCUAAAGCCACAUCUUCUGUGGACUCUCAAAGUGAUAGUCUUAACUCUAAUAAACGAAAAUCUGUGAAGACACAAGCAGAAGACACAGACGGUGAAUCGCCAGCCGUAAAAAGAGGAAGAUCUGCAUUUAGUAACUCCAUAGCAGAUAUAUCAUCUUGUGAAGAUGAUUCUAAAGUGGAGAACAAUGAUGUUGGAUGUUUGUCAUCAACAGAUGCUGACAGUGAUAGUGAAAUUGGGACCAAAGUAGAAGUUCAAGUCAGUAAAAAAUGGUAUACUGGCCGGGUGAUUAAAGUCAAUCAUGCUGAUAAGAAAUGGAAAGUGAAAUUUGACAACAAUCCCAGAGACAAAUACGAUAAAUGGUUUGACAAAGGUGGUACAGAUAUUAAACUCCUUAAUGGUCAUCCACUGUCCGAGUCCACAAACCACUCCCCACCUUCCCCUGCCUCAUCACAGGACAUAGCAGCAGAGACGCCUUCAUCGUCAACAGCAACAACUGCCGUGGCAACGUCAUCUGAUCAGGUGACGGAGGAAAUAGCGAAUGGUUACAGGACGUGUUUGCGGUAUUUCUUGCCCCCUCAGUGGAUCAUGGACAAGGACAGCAUCACCACCAUGACUCUACAGGAACUAGCAAAUUUCCCUCUAGAUGAUUUCUUUGACCAUUAUGAGAAAGGCUUGCGCAAGUUGGUAGGAAACUUCCAGACAGAGGCAGCACAAAGAAAGCAGGAAAGCGAGGCAGCAGUGACUAAGCUGUCCUCAGUUCGGAAGCUCAUCGCCAAACUUCUGAAGUCAAUCAAUGAGGAGUUUGACAUUGAUCCCGAGGCUGAUGGAGACCAAGUCGAUGAACUUCUUGCUGCGUGUGUAAAGCAGGCCGUCCAGUCACAAACAUAGAGCCUCCAGUUCUUCAAAACCUCAUCCAGUCAGCCCCGUGGAGCCACCCUACACAGUACCCGGAACAGUAUUUUGUCGGAGUUUCAACUGCUGGGAUGUGUUGUCUACUUCCCCUUCAUCAGCUGGUGCUCAUGUAGGGGGGCAGUUCCUGUGAAAACUACACAAUUCUAUUCAGCCAGCUUUGUUCAUAUGUCAUUUUGUAGGUCAUAGGAUAAUGGAAGAACCUUUAUGAUCAAAAGUACAAAUGUACAACUAUAUCUGUUUUCUCCUGUGAUGCUGUUCUCUGUGGAAUAUUCCAGAAUGUUCAUUUAGUUCACUACACACAAAACUGUCCCGUUUUUGUGUAGAAAUAUGUUUUGAAGGUACUUGAUUUUAGAACUGUUGAUUUUAAGGUUAUUAAUUGGUGUCAGAAAGAUAUCUGUAGUCACAAGAUUAAUGAGGACUUGAAAAUGAAAUAAUAAGCCAGUUUAGCUUUACUUCGUGCCUCAGUUUAGUUUUUAUGCACAAAUUAUAACAGAUUAGUUUUUACCAAGGCAUGCUUUGGCAUCAUUUCUAAUCAUGAUUGUAAUUUAUAUUUGAGGCUAAAAAUGAAAAGGACAACCAAGUGUGUUUUAUGUGUAUUGUUAAAGGUUUUUUUUUUAGCACCCACUGAAGUAUUUACAUGUAGGUAUGUCACAGGAACAGUUUUAAAUGGAAGAAAUUUUCACCAAAGAAACUUUCGAUCUGAAUGCCCACAUGCACCCGGUAUUGCUUCUCUUAUCUCACUGUAAUGUUGGUUUAUGGAGUAACACCCAUAUUUAUAAUAUUGUUCAUGGAUUCACAUUUUUUUAAUAUUUACAGCACUUUAUUUACAAGGUUUACAUCAUGAUUUUUGUGUUAAGAAGGACUUUGCAUUUAUUUCAACCUUGUGUACAAUUUAGAUAAGUUUGAAUGUAAGUACAGUAUAUGGACAGACUUUUCUUUUUUAAUGUUGACAGAAAUACAAUAUUUCAUUGAAACUUAUUUGAAGCAAAGUUCUCUUUAAAGAGACAUCAAGAGUGAGUAACUAGAAUCUCUAUGGGUGUUAAGGGAAAAAAUGUUUACGCCUAAAAAUGAUGUAUCCAAACCCAGUAAAGGGAGAUAAGUUUGUAAGUUUUGGUGCUAGUCUAUAGUAUUUGCACAUUAUAUUCCUUCAACUGAAAUUCAGUAAACCUACACUUUGUACAGUGAUGUGAACAUUUCACUGGUUUCUUAAAUGAUGUCAUUUUUUAAUAAUGUACAAUUUUAUUGGUACAUUUGUGAAUGUUUUUAGCGUCUUGUGGUGUUUUUUUUUUUUUUAUCCAGUUUCACUCUCAGGUUGUCAUUUCAUAUAAGUAUAUCAUUUAUAGUUUAUUUUUGAUUAUAACUGAGACAGAAUUAUUACUGGAAUUUACCAGAUAAUAUAAUUUAGAUUCUAGUCUCAAUUUUUUUUUUGUACAUAAGGUUAAAGACUGAGCAUACUGUUUUUAUAUGCCCUUUGCAGUGUGUCUGUCGAUCUGUCAACACAUUGCAUGUCAAGUAAAAACAGUCCUUAUAAGGGUAGGGUCACCAAACUUCGUACACAUGUAUGCAAUGGGUAGAGAAAGAAACCUAUUAUUGUCAAGGUCAAACUUACUCGGGUAAUUCUCUAGCCAUAAACAAGAUUGAAACAGUACUAAUAAGGCUAGGUUAACCAAACUGGAUACACAGAUUCAACCAUCAUAAACAGGUUGUAUUAUGAUGUGAUGCAGUGUGUCUGUUGAUUUGUCAGCAUUGUAUGAGAAGGAUAAAAAGUGUACUGAUAAGGCAAGGAUAAUCAAACCUUGUUCCCCACUGCCUCUUAUUUUUCAAGAUCAAAGGUCAAGGUCAUACUUUCUAAACACUGUCAGGGUUUUCUUUUUUACUAAAGAAUGGUUUAUUUGGAUGUUAUCAUUCUUCAUUAUUCCAACAUUACUGAAUAUAUCGCACAGAUAUAUUUUGCAGCAGGAGCAUUGCUCUUGUUGCUGUCUCUGCAAUCAUGGACAAAGCUACAUCAGAUAAAGAUGACCAUGUCAAGUGAAGGGUCACACUUUGUUAGGUGUACAUAUCAAUAGCAGAAUUCUCUUGGCAAGACUGUUUCCGUUGCUGUCGAGUUCAUCUCCGAAUGACUGAAAAGUGGUUGAAAAUUUCAUCGUUUUUGUUUUACAAGAAGCUUGGGGAUCAUUUUGUUGAAUGGUUUCUUUUGAAUGAUAUAAAUCAUUGUUUGAGAGGUCCAUUUCAUUCCAUGUACAUUUAUAUAUUUAAAUAAAAAACUUGUGUAGUUGUAUAUAUAUAUCACAGGACUCCUUUCAUUAGUCAUGGUUUAUCAGGUCACAAGUACGGCAUUGAUAGUAUCGCAGUAGAUCAGUGAGUUUGUGUGAUGUGAGAAAGAGAAAGAGGAAACGCGCAUAGUAGAACAAGGUUGUAUAUAAUACGUGUAGAUUGUGAUCUUGCAGUAUAUCACUUGUCAUUUUAAAAAACUGAAACAAUUAUAAAACCUUUCUCAAA
Messenger RNA from Ostrea edulis (European flat oyster), 6143 nucleotides. RefSeq names its product ATPase MORC2-like. NCBI's taxonomy places the organism in Eukaryota, Metazoa, Mollusca, Bivalvia, Ostreida, Ostreidae. Gene Ontology annotation, molecular function: zinc ion binding. Gene Ontology annotation, cellular component: nucleus. The record is from RefSeq and is a predicted model, not a curated record. The transcript is spliced from 29 exons. Bases 462 to 3620 code for a protein of 1052 amino acids.